Messenger RNA from Lichtheimia ornata, 771 nucleotides. RefSeq lists its product as uncharacterized. The transcript has 3 exons. NCBI's taxonomy places the organism in Eukaryota, Fungi, Mucoromycota, Mucoromycetes, Mucorales, Lichtheimiaceae. Gene Ontology annotation, biological process: regulation of DNA-templated transcription. Gene Ontology annotation, molecular function: sequence-specific DNA binding; DNA-binding transcription factor activity. The coding region runs from base 1 to 771 and encodes 256 amino acids. The record is from RefSeq and is a predicted model, not a curated record.
AUGUCAACUUCUUUACAUUCACCAUCAUCACCAUCAUCAACACAGCAUCAUCAACAACAACAACAGCAACCCGAAAAGCUUGAUCUACAUGACUUGGUGGAACAAUACAAAUCACAUCCUGAUCUACUCAAGCUCAUCCUGACUAGCAAGGUUGAAGAAGAUAAACGAAGGGCUGAAGAAGCCAAAUUAAAAGCAAAAGAGCUCGAUGUGUAUUUGCAUCAUCAACAUCACUCAUGUGCUACCAAGCGUCGUCUUUCAUGUCUUUCAUCAUCCUCUUCGUCUGUUGUUGAAGACAAUCGCAGCAUUGAAUCCAUGGAUCAACGUCGCAACUCGGCAGCCGCAGCCAUGGUGGCCUUGGCAUCUGAUGAUUAUACCUCCCCCGCUUCUACUACCACCACCACCACAUCUUCUUCUUCUCCAUCGUCUCCUCCUCCAUCACAAACCAACUAUGGCUCCUAUCCAUCUCCGGAUUCGUAUUACGACGAGGAAGUAGUGGAACGACCAAGGAAACGACGAGAGAUGCAAGCCAUCACUAAAAUUGUUGAGACUCGGGAAUUCCCUUACCAAGAUAAUUACUUUUGGAAGAAUAAUGGCAACACCACGCAAAAGAAAACGGGUUGUAAAAGUAUUUAUUACAAGUGCAGUAAUAGCAACAAGGGAUGUCCUGUGAACAAAACCGUAACAGCAAGGCCAAAUGGCGAAUACUUGAUAAAAUACCGUGGAUUACAUUUAUCAGAAUGUGGUCGAGUAGAGCGUGUUUGUGAUUUGUAA